Messenger RNA from Acaromyces ingoldii, 1693 nucleotides. RefSeq lists its product as hypothetical. The record is from RefSeq and is a predicted model, not a curated record. Bases 54 to 1628 code for a protein of 524 amino acids. Gene Ontology annotation, cellular component: COP9 signalosome. Lineage: Eukaryota; Fungi; Basidiomycota; Exobasidiomycetes; Exobasidiales; Cryptobasidiaceae. Gene Ontology annotation, molecular function: protein binding. The transcript has 7 exons.
CUCCCUUCUGACUGAUCCACGCUGGAGACCGCCGACGGCCAUCGCAGCAAGCCAUGGAAGCGACACCAGCGAGCAGCGUCGAGGCUUCGGCGACUGGCCCCGUCCAGUUUCGUGACGACCAGACAUUCGACUGGGAAGCUUACAUCGCCAAUUACCAAGGUCGCACCCGUAUUCAGCGUCUCCUCUUCCUUGCAUCGCAGUCGCCUGCCUUGCGGAAGCCAUGUUCAGAGGCCGCUCUCCACCUCAUCACCUCCUCCACAAAGGAUGUCAAUGCCUAUCAUCAGGCCCUCGCCCUUCGCAAUACGACAGCCCAUCAUGACCAGGCAGCCUUGCCCCGUGAUCAGAGGCUGCCAGCCGACACAGCUUGGAUCGAAUCCACCGAGCGCAGCAACAGGGCCGAGUCGCAGAAGCUGGACCUCGAGCUGAGGAACUACACCAACAACCUCAUCAAGGAGAGCAUUCGGAUGGCGCACAGGGAUCUGGGAGACCACAUGAGAGCAACGGGCAAUUUGACCGAUGCGCUCAAGUGCUACAUGAAGACGAGAGACUACUGCAGCACGAGCGAAGAUGUCGUUGAGAUGUGCAUCAAUGUUAUCGAGGUUUCGCUGGAGCUUCAACAAUAUGGCAAUAUUGCCACAUACGUCUCCAAGGCAGAGGGUCUUCUCGACUCGUACAAUCCCAACGCCGCCACCUCUUCCUCGGCAAAGGCUAGCGGAUCUGGCUCGGUCCAACCUGCAAGCAAGGGAGGUACGACAUCAGGCGCUGAUGCCAUCGGCGCCCUCUUCCGCGCCGGCGGCUCGGCAGGCCAGACGAAUGCAGCCACCGUUUCGGCCCUCUCUGCCCAGCUCUCCGCCGGGGGUGCUGGCCAGACUUCAGCACAGCGCGAGGCCGAAGUGCAGAGCAAGAAGCAAAUUGCAAACAUUGCUGCCAAGCUCAAUGUCGCCCAGGGUAUCGCUGCUCUGGGUCAAGGGAGGUACGCGGCAGCGGCCAAGUGCUUCUUGGUCGGUGACUCAGCAGCGCCCGACGCAUACACAAGCAUGGCCUCACGAGCCGACGUAGCCCUCUACGCAAUCUUGUGCAGCCUCGCAAUGUAUGAUCGCAAGAGGGUCCGAACCGAAGUCGUAGAGCGACCCAGCCUGGGUGCCUUUCUCGAGCACGAGCCGCAUGCCCGCGAGCUGCUCGACAGCUUCUAUGCUUGCGAGUACAAGAAGACGCUUGAGCUGCUGGACCGCCACGAGGCGCGCUAUCUCGUCGACGUGCACCUGGCCCGCCACUACCUCGACCUGCGCCGGUCCAUCACGGACCGUGCCCUGCUGCAGUUCGUGCAGCCCUUUGAUGCCGUCAAGCUCGAGCGCAUCGAGCAGGCCAUCUGGUCCGACGAGCAUGGCGGCGCUCGUGCGGCCAACAAGGUCCUCGAUCUUAUUCAGCAGGGCCGCAUCGACGGAAAGAUCGACUGGAUAGCGAAGGUGGUCAAUGUCAGGAAACCAAAUGUCCGCCAGGAUCUCUUCGAGGAGGCCUUGAAGAGCGGGCAAGAGAGGAUGGACUCGGCGAGACGCCUUGUCUUCCGCAUGAGUCUGGUCCAGAAUGGCCUCGUUGUCAAGACGCCAUAUGACCGCCUCGACCGCUAGAUGUUGGAUGAGAACUCAACCAUUUACUGUACCAUACCUAACACACAAUUCACACAUACACACAC